AGAUAUUGGUUACUUUCAGGGACAUUCUAGCGGUGCUCAUUUGUCUGCGCUUGUUACUGUUUUGGAUGCUUUAUGCCCAUUGGUCGGUAAUAAAUGGAAGAAAUCCCUUAAGCCUAAAUCUAUAGAUCCCACCUUGAAUAUGCCAAAAGUUGCUGGAUUAAUUUUGAUGUCUGGUAUAUUUGAUAUACAGCAGCAUUACUAUUGGGAGAGCAAGCGCGGUCUUGAAGAGGUUUCCGGAAUGGCUCGCGCUAUGGGUAAAGAUGUAAUGAGUAUCUAUUCAUUGUAUUCCAUCAAUUUUACAAAAGCCUUUGCUCGUAUUUCUCAG
Paraglomus occultum is the source of this 325-nucleotide messenger RNA. The record is from the annotation of a GenBank genome assembly. NCBI's taxonomy places the organism in Eukaryota, Fungi, Glomeromycota, Glomeromycetes, Paraglomerales, Paraglomeraceae.